AUGGCGGAAAGCCAACGAAGCCGAAAUCUCGGUUUGGAUCUGGGGUCUUACAUCCAAGGCAAGUCGUUCAAUCGUUCUGUCUCAAUUAGCGAAUCUAGUCAUCCCGACUUUUCCCCGCCAGCAGCCCUAGCCGAAUCAGGGGCCAGUACCACCUUUCCAGUUUCCACAAGAAGGAUCCUUAGUGGCGGCGAUGCCAUGUCAGAACCUUCACCCUCACCUCUAUCCUCAGCAACAGCAACCAUUUCCCCGGAAAGUCCUCCUCUUACCUCAUCGUCCAUUUUUCCAGUCUCUGCUGCAUCUGAACACGAAUCGCCAGUUGAAUCCGAAACACCACCUAAUCUAUAUCCCCCUCACACUACAGCUGAGAUCACUUCACAACUGAUGACCGCCACCCCAGUUACUUCAGCGGUCAAUCCCCUCUCUUGUUGCAGUACGGCAGUCACAGCGCAGUCGUCCACUUUCGCCAUACGUGCCAAAAAUCCAUACACAUCUACAUUCAGCACCCUUUUCCAGAACCCUGUUACCCACCGGACUGUCAGUCUUUUGUCGCAUUUGAUAGACUCCCGAUUGUCGCCAGAGUGGCGUACGGCUUUGUUCAUCAGAACUACACCGUCCACUACUACACCCUCUCCGGUGCUACAUACGAGUGACUUAUUGGUGACUGGCAGUGGUGUUCUUUUUUCCCCUUCUACAGCCGUGGAUAGUACGGAUUCAGCCCCAUUACGUCGUGUGCCACCACUCGUAUCGUCUCCGUCUGACGAAGUUGCUGUCACCAAACGUUUCAAGCACAGUGAUGAUUCGGAUUUACUUCCAACGAAUAAUCUUAACAAAACAGCGAGUGAACCACGACCUCCCACCUUUUCGACGGUGACGGCGGGUACUUCCAGUGGUCAAUCCGUUGACACAUUCGUGUCUCUUCGCCUUGUCACUUGUGUCUGUCGUUUGGCGGACCAUUUUGAGUCUCGCUACCGGGACAAGCUUGGUGACCUACUUGAGGAUGUUGCACGCCUGAGUGCUUCACAUACAGAGGCUGAAAGUGGUGCGGACAGUGCAAUUGAUGUCAUGAGUUCUACCACUGAAGGGAACGAUACCCCAUCUAAUGGGGCAGAUGAUGUUUCCGCAAUGUUGAUUCGUUCUGCUCGCUGUCGAUUUCAUCAGGUACUUAAUGAGUUGUUCCGGGAGCGUAUUAACUGGGGUCGUGUUGUUGCCAUGUUCGCCUUUGUGAGGGCAUUGUGUGAGCAUGUGGAGACUGAGGCGGAGGUACGCUCCCACACUGUUGUCUGCUCUGGGGCGGAAGACGACGAACGUGACCGAGUAACGCGACCCUUCACCACUGCUGAAUGCGCUGACGUUGAUGCUGUCACUGAAGUGACAUCUUCAAGUAGCCAAACGACAGCAACCAUAACCCCUGUUAUGGACAACUCAGACGGUAGGCCAGUUUCAACGGAUCAAACUCACAAAUCAACAGCCAACGGUAGUGAACUCAGUCCAAAAUUUACCGGACUGCGUGCAGCACACUAUGUUGCUUGGACAGCCGAGUUCAUUCACGGCUCCCAUGGCAUAUGGGACUGGAUUACUGCCAACGGCGGAUGGGAUGGUCUGAUAAAGUUUGAAUCAGAGCGGGGAAUAUACGAUUCUACAGCAGGAGGUGACCGAAUUCUUGUUGGCUUCACCGAGGACGACGCGAUGCGAUUGCUACGUCGAGCAGUGACCGGAGUGGCAACGUUGGCCGUGGGUGCUGUCGGUCUGGUGGCUGCUCUACGUUACUUCUCGAAACGCAUGUAGUAUCUAGACGCCCUGCAGUUGUCUUCCUUAUCCUUGCGUCGACACCGCGACGCACUGAACUCCGCACUGUACCGCUUGCUCAUGGCAGCUUUGAGGCCUACUUGCGAAUCUAGCACGCAACUGAAUAUCGUCUUUCUGUCUGUGUCCGGCAUGAUCCCAGGAAUCCCACUCCUUUGCUCCACCGGACAUCUGCUGUCAAGUGUCACGAUGGCUACGCUUUUAUGCAUCUCCCGUCUAUCACCCUCCAACCCCCAUCCCACACACAUUUGAUUACCUCUUCCUGUUGAGUCAUCCUUUACUCUACAAUUUGAAGCAAAUCAUGUUUUGGACACAACUGUUUGUGAACACGUUUUAUCAUGUCCUGACUUUCUUCUGUUCCCCUCUGCUGCCUUUGCGAUGUGUUGUUGUGUUCACCUAUACGCGUGCGUCAAUUUUUACUGCCCCUAUUCCCUCCUUACCCAUGUUACCUCUUCCUUCCAUUUUGGUGCGGCUCUGCGACAAUCAUGUUUUUUUUUAAUUCUCCAUUUCUCCGUUUUUGUGCUAAGCGUGGUUACCUCGUAGCUUUAUCACAUGCUAAUCCUAAGGUGACAACAGCUCUGCG
Molecule: messenger RNA, 2386 nt
Organism: Opisthorchis viverrini
Lineage: Eukaryota; Metazoa; Platyhelminthes; Trematoda; Opisthorchiida; Opisthorchiidae
Exons: 5
Coding region: 1-1785 (594 amino acids)
Biological process (GO): intrinsic apoptotic signaling pathway in response to DNA damage; negative regulation of intrinsic apoptotic signaling pathway; extrinsic apoptotic signaling pathway in absence of ligand
Cellular component (GO): mitochondrial outer membrane
Molecular function (GO): protein homodimerization activity; protein heterodimerization activity
Source: RefSeq, a predicted model, not a curated record